Hevea brasiliensis (rubber tree) is the source of this 4060-nucleotide messenger RNA. RefSeq names its product transcription factor PIF1. The record is from RefSeq and is a predicted model, not a curated record. Bases 324 to 2036 code for a protein of 570 amino acids. Gene Ontology annotation, biological process: regulation of DNA-templated transcription. Gene Ontology annotation, molecular function: DNA-binding transcription factor activity; protein dimerization activity. The transcript is spliced from 8 exons. Lineage: Eukaryota; Viridiplantae; Streptophyta; Magnoliopsida; Malpighiales; Euphorbiaceae.
ACUUCGUCCUUUUCUUCACAUUAUUCGGAGAGAGAGAGAGAGAGAGAGAGAGAGAAGGACCUUAUCUUGGGGCUGGUUUUCAAGCUGACAUUAACCCAAAAGGCAAAGCAAACAACCAACAUAAAAUUUUUUUCAGCAAAAUUUUUAGAUUUUCUCCAUUUCCAAUCACUCUUCAGCUUCAUACUCCUCAACUUUCUAAGGAAUUGGUAGAAAACAACAGCAAGUCGAAAUCUGCUUCAUGUGUUGCUAGCUCCGUGUAACUAAUGGCUGCUUCUAUAUAUCUCUGAGUCUAGGUCGGUUCAGUUUGGAAUUUCACUUGUAAAAUGAAUCACUAUGUUUCUGAUUUCGAAAAGGACGACGACUGCGCAAUCCCCACUUCUUCGACCUUAACUCGUUCUAAGAGAUCAAUCACGUCCGAGGACGAGAUCAUGGAGCUGCUAUGGCAGAACGGUCAGGUGGUCGUCCAGAGCCAAACCCAAAUGUCUCUUAAGAAAUCCCAGCACCACAAAUACGACAACACUGUGCUUCCCAUCGAACAAUCAACCCCCAGGGAGAUCCGAUCGUCACAUGAACAACAGCAGCAUCUUUUAAUGCAAGAGGACGAGAUGGCUCCUUGGCUUCAUUACCCUCUCAACGACACUAAUUUCGACCAAGAUUUCUGUGCCGAUCUCCUCUAUCCUUCCACUGCCUGUGUCACUUCCACUACCACAAAUACCAGCGCCGCUCCCAUACGUUCAACUCACAAUCCAGAGGCUCGCCUACACCCGGCGGUUUCUGCUGCUACUGCUACGGCUACAGCAACGAAUACAGCUACGGCUUCCAGACCUCCAAUACCACCGACGAGGAGAGCGGAGGUGGUGCAGAACUUCGCCUACUUCUCCAGACAUAGAGCGAGGGGUGGCGUGUCAGAAUCAGGGCCGUCAAAUUUGAAAACCGUGUUGAAGGAAUCGACGGUUGUGGACUCUAGUGAUACACCAGCGAUGGUGUCUGAAUCUAGAAUUUCGGAGGCGGCGUUCGCGAGGAGUACUGCCGGUGUAUCCAGCGGCGAUAAUGCGUGCGGGAUCAUGAGCGGCGCUGCAGUAGCUGGUACCUCUUCCCGGGGAGGUGGGAGUAAUAAUAAGGAUUUGAUAACGUGCGAGAUGACUGUGACUUCGUCCCCCGGUGGCUCCAGCGCCAGUGCCGAACCGCCGUCUCAGAAGCUGGCGACGGAUGACAGGAAGCGCAAGGGAAGGGAGGAUGAAACGGAGUAUCACAGCGAGGAUGUUGAGUUUGAAUCUACUGAUGCAAAGAGACAACUACGCGGAUCAACAUCUAUGAAAAGAUCUCGUGCUGCUGAAGUUCACAACCUGUCAGAAAGGAGACGGCGAGACCGGAUAAAUGAAAAGAUGAGGGCUUUGCAAGAGCUUAUACCUCGAUGCAACAAGUCAGACAAAGCUUCUAUGUUAGACGAGGCAAUUGAGUACCUGAAAUCACUUCAGUUGCAAAUACAGAUGAUGUCCAUGGGAUGCAGCAUGGUCCCAAUGAUGUUUCCUGGCAUCCAGCAGUAUAUGCUGCCAUUGGGGAUGGGAAUGGGGAUGGGCAUGGGAACGGAAAUGGGCAUGAAUCGGCCUAUGAUGCCAUUUCCCAAUGUUCUAGCUGGUGCACCCAUGCCUACACCGGCUGCAGCAGCUCAUUUGGGUCCAAGGUUCCCUAACCCAACUUUUCAUAUGCCCACUAUCCCUACACCAGCUCCUGAUCCAUCCAGAAUCCAAGCAACAAACCAGUCAGAUCCCAUGCUAAGCGCAAUAAGCACACAGAAUCCAAACCUGCAGCAUCGAGUACUAAAUUUUUCUGAUCCUUAUCAGCAGUACCUUGGUCUGCAGCAGACGCAAACGCCAGUAUCACAGAACCAAGCAAAGACUCGGCCAAUCACCAGCAAACCAGGUACCAGUCAAGCAGCUGAGAAUCUUGAUAAUCACCAGUCAGGUAGGCACUCCAUCUCUUUAAUUAUAGGGUUUUACAAGCGCAAUUGCCCGUGCCUUGUCGAGGGUUUAUAAAUCAUUGAAUUUUUUUUUUCCUAUACUUUAUAUUGAUUAGUAAUGAGAUUAUUAUUAUCUUUUCAUGAUAAAAAAAAUAUAAUUAUUUUUUAAUAUAAUUUCAGUAUAUAUACAAUGUUAAAUAUAAAUAUAGUCAUUCAAGUUUAUUUUAAUAAAAAAUAAUAGUUAGUAUAAAUUCAAUAGUUAAAUAAAUUAAAUACAUAGUUAAACAAAUGAAAAGGAAAAAAAUUAAAUGAUCAGAUAAGUUAUACUUAAGUGGUUAGAAAAUUAAAUUUUUUUAAAAAAAUUAAAAAAAAAAAGUAUUCAAAGGAAAAGGGGUUUGGGUGGGUUGUAGAGUCAUGAAUGGAUAUAGCACUGGAUGGUCUAAAAUUAUUGCGCAAAAAAAUAAAAAAUCUGAAAAAAAAUAUUUAAAAAGUAAAAAAUUGAAAAAAAGAAGCAUUAUUCAUAUGAACAAUAGAUGUGAAUAUGGCUUUAAUAUAUUAUACAAAACGAGUGAAUAAUCUAAAAUAAAGAAUUUGAAGAAGCUAAAAAUAAAAAUGAAGAAAUACUAUUCGCUGGAAUAAUAUUAUGAAAUAUAACGGAAAAUUAAAAAAAAAUAUUUAUAUAAGUGAUAAUUAAAUGGUUGAAAAAUUAAAAUAAAUUGAAAUAAAAAAAUUUAAAAAGUUUUACAAAAAUAUUUAAAGGAAAAGAGUGUUUUGGUGCCUUGUGGAGUUAUGGACUGGUUGGCUUAUUGAAUGGCCUGGCAUUUUUUUGCAAAAUGUAUAAAAAUUAAAAAAAUAUAAAAAAAAGCUCUAUUACUUUGAAUAGUGAAUGUGGUUGUGGUUUUAAUCUAUUGUAUAAAAAAGAAUAAAUAAUUAAAAAAAAUUAAAAGUAAAAAAUUUGAAAAAAAGAAUAUAUUUUUUACAUACAAUGAAAUGAUGUUGAGUUUUAGUAUAUAAGGAUGUCAAGUUUGAAUUUUGUAUGAAAUGUUUAUUUACUUUCGACUUAAUAAAGAAAAUAAAAAACUAAUAUAUCACUUAUCAAUUGAACUUUAUAUAUAGUAUUUAUAUGAUUUUGACUCAUUGAUAAAAAAAAAAAAUCACUUAUUAACUAGUAAAUUUUAUUAUAACAUAAUAUCUCAAAUUGAAUAUAUUAAUAAAUGGAUUAGUGCGAAAAAUAUAAACAAUUUUUAUAAAAAUUAUAAAAGAAAAAGAAAAAAAAAUCCCAAAACACUCUUACCAUAAACGGUGUUUUGUGAUUCAGUUCUAGUGUAUGUAUAAUUAGCCACAGGAGAGUGUUGAUGCAAAUAAUAAUAAUGAAAGAUAGUUUUGAUGGGAAUAUAUCGGUUAGUGACACAGCUUGUACUGCUUGAUGGAUUGCUCUUCUACGUUGACUCUACGCUAUACCCUAAUGUAUACUUGCAACAUAUGAAAAUUUGUGUUGGUCAUGAGUAGGUGUUUGAUAUCAUGUCGAAUUCAAAGCAAAAUGGGUGCAAUUGAAAACAUUGGGAAGAGGUGUUGGUGAUUUAUUUUUUUUAUGUUGCGGCACAAAAUUAAGGCUAGGUUCUUGACUUGUCUGUCUCCUUUUCCUCAAAAUUGGAAUGAAAAUAGAGUAGGAAAUAAGUCGUUAUUGUUUAAUUAACCUCCAUAUUCAAGCUCCAAACUUUUUCACUGGAUGGUUUUCUGUAGGGACAUGACAUGCCUAAAAAUAGAAUCCCCACUUGGCAAAACAUUCACAAGUUGCAGCAAUAAGUUGUAUAGUUGUGCUGGCCUCUCAUAAUAGUGGUGCGUUGUAAUAUCACUGUUCCAACCAAGGAUUGCUGGUAGACUGCCUCUGCUCAAGAAGAUAUUACAGGUGAUGGAAUUUCCUGUGCUUUUAGGUUGAAGUUUUGGGCAGAUCUCUUAUGGAAGACCCUGCAAGUUUUGUAGUGCAAGAAGAGCAACAUCCCAGAGCAGCUUUUGCGAAUGUCUAAUACAACAAUAAGACAGCUAAAUUGUAAUUAUAUAUCACUCAUAGAAAUGAAAUUUUCUGUGUUCUGGCUGCUC